Molecule: messenger RNA, 3574 nt
Organism: Microstroma glucosiphilum
Lineage: Eukaryota; Fungi; Basidiomycota; Exobasidiomycetes; Microstromatales; Microstromataceae
Exons: 1
Coding region: 237-3311 (1024 amino acids)
Biological process (GO): regulation of DNA-templated transcription
Cellular component (GO): nucleus
Source: RefSeq, a predicted model, not a curated record
CCCAUCCUCUCAAGACAUCGUCCUCCGCAGGCUCUACCCACGGCAGCUCAAGCGAUGGAGCUCACAUCCACGGGCUGUUGAGCUACGUCUCUACGAUGACGCGCGGCGCUCUCACUCGCAAUCGCAACCACUCGCGGGCGGGACAAGGGAGCAGCCCUGAUCUAAAGGCAGCCAUCCUGGGAACCUUGUCCUCCGUCAGUGCAAUCAGGUACCAGAGCCAAUCGUAUGCUGCCGCAAUGGCGGGUCAUCUGAACCACCACGAUCAGCAGCAGCAGUCGGAAGACGAAAUAGAUGAACUCGCAAGCAUCGACGAACUCGACGACCUCGAUCAUCUUCCGACAGCAUCUACUCCUCCGCAUGCCCAGCUACCGCCUUUCGAACCCACAGCCGAAUACGCCAACAUGGCCAAUGAGGCGGAUACGGAUGACUGGCAGCCGCAGACCCCACCUCUGCCUCCGCAAUGGCAGGUGGAGGUAUCGUCUCUUCCGAAUCUACCCACAACCUCUCACCUCUCAGCGCAGAACGAGACCCGAGAGAGCGUCCCCUCGCCUGAUGCUCAGCUAGAGAGCAAAACGCCGGGCCCCUGUCGCUUCGCUGAUGAUACCGAGUAUCGGACGCUGGAGACUCACAUGCCGUCUCCUUCACCGAAAUCUAGUAUGGCAAUCAAGCAGAAGAGCCAGAGUGCUCCGGAUAGCCCUGCCCCUACCUCUUCGGAGCCAAAUGUAUCGCUGCCCUCAUCCCCCGCUAAGGCGCAAGCGCAAGAGGUCGAAUACGAGCCAAAGGAGGAGGUUAUGGAUGAUGACGUACCUCGCAAGUCGCUCUUUGAUAUCGAGGAUGCGGAAGAGACGCAGAGAAUCGAAGAGAUGUACGCGCUCCUUACCGCAACCAAGCAAGAAGCCGACUCGGAUGCAGAGUCCGACGAAAGCGAUGCAGCCUACGAGGCCCGAAGACAGCGGAAGCUGCUCGAGAAUCAGCGUCUGCUAGCUCAACUCGGGCUCGGACCUCAAGCGCCGGUGGAAGAGCAAGAGUCUGCUCCUCCCUCUCCUAGCGGAUCGAACGUCAUGCUUGGCAGUCCCUCCAAGCCCUCGAAAGAUUUAGCCUCUCCCGAGCCAGAGAAGCCCAAGACAAAGUCACGCAGAAGGAAUGGCCAUUGGGAGCGUAAGGUCUUGAAGCUGGCAGAGGACGGAACGACCACUACCCUGCCUCUACCUGGUACUGUCCACGAUCUGGCCUAUAUUGAUGUUCUGCCCGUGCGAGAGAGGGCCAGAGAUGACUACCUCUUCUUCGACAACUUUCCGAUUCGAGCUCCCACUCCAACACCCCCUCCGACGCCAAUCGAGAAGCCUCGUCAGACUCGUGCAUCCGGCAGUAAGCCGAAGGAGACCGCUCCCAAAAUGAAAGCACCUCGCGCGAAGCUCGUCAAGACAGUCGACGCCGGCUUGACUCUCUCAGGCAAAGCGCGGCAGCGACGAUCCAAAGAGGAGAUGGCCGAGCUGGAUUCGAAGACUGCUUACUCUGGAACAACAUGCCAUCAAUGUCGUCGCAAGAGCUUGGAGCCAAAGAUGUACUGUCGGCAGGUCGGCUACAUUGGUGAAUUAGCAGCGAUGCAAUGCGUCUUGAACUAUUGUCAAGGCUGCUGUUCGGUACGGUAUGGCAUUACAGAAGAUGACGAUGCCGGCGAGCAGUGGGAUGUGGGUAAUCCAGAUUGGACCUGCCCGCGCUGUAGAGGUAUCUGCAACUGUUCGCUAUGCAUGCACAAGGCCGAUAUGGCGCAUCAUCUUCCUCAAGGCGGACCUGGAAACAGGACUCUCACCUUGAGCAGUCUCCUCAAAGACAAGUCUGGCAAGAUGAAGUAUCGGUCCGUCAAGCAUUACCUGGAGGAAGCCAUGGGCGUGACACAGAUUGGACCGAAGCGUAUUCUUGCUGAGGCCGAAGGGUCUGAUUCCAUGCGAGCUUUACUAGCUGAUAUUGCCAGACUGAAAGAAGAAGUGCACAUCAUUCGUCAGAGGAGAAGACAAAGAGCUGUGUCUCGAAGUGCGUCCUUACCGGAAGACGAAGGAGCAGAAGGCUAUCUGGAUCUUCCCAUGGACGACAAACCUACCAAGCGCUCAAGAUCAGCUUCUCAAGGUCCUUCCGUGAUCGACGUGGCCGAUGCCCUCGUGGAGAAGAAUUCGCGCCCGAAGCUGACCGUGAAGCUCCGGAGACCACCUCAACCCGUCGAAUGUACAAAAGACAGUUUGGGUGCGACCUCGACGCUGGCGGCCAUCAUGGCCUGGCAGAACUCUCUGGAUGCUCACCAGUCUACUGUCUCCAACACUGGCUCUGCUAAAGAACGUCCAAGCACCAGAUCUCAUCGCUUAUCGAAGAAAUCUUUUGAAGCAAGGGAGUCUCACGUCUGGAUUAAAGGUGCAGCAGAUCAGUACGAAUCCGACUCAGACUUGGACAUGCUUGGUGAUAGCGCUCAAGGUCAAGAUGAGGAGGAAGCAGAAGAGCGCGCGGCCAGUGAUGAUAGUACCCUUACAUCUCUGAGCGAGCUCAUGUCUUGGCGACAAAGUAGUCCCUCGUGUGGAGCUGGCGUCGCUUCCGGAGAGAUGGACGAGGAACAGCAAGAUGCCCAUGAGACGACCGUUUUGGGUGCUUCUUCUCCACUUGCUGAAGAUGAAGAGGAGGAAGUGACCCAUGAGCAAAGCGAAGAGACAGAACCGCAAGACGCCCCUCUCCAAGCUCUCGCACCUCCUCCCUUCGAGCAGCCCUUUUUCUCCCCCAGCAUGCAAGCAGAUUCCACCUCUCUCGAGUUCAGCACCAGACCCACCACCAGCUACCUCGAGCCAACCAUGCCGCAACUUUCCUACAGCGCCGAUGCCUCUUCUGCCUCGACCUCCUCCUCUGCCGACUUUGGCCUCGCAACGAGACUGGCUUCCCCCUGGAUUACCAACUCCGGCCACAAUCCAUACUCUGCAAAGGGGCAGGGAUCCCUGGGCGUCGUGUCGCACUUCACGCACCAAUCCGCCCACGCGCACGUCCCAUCUCAAGACAUCUCGGAGCGACAUGGCCAGACCCAGGCCCAGUCUCAUGUCUCUGCAGGAGCGGGCGAAGAUGAAGAGGAAGAGGAGGAAGACGCUCCCCUCUACCCGACAACAUGGCCUUUGCGCUCGACGUCUAGCACAGACUCUAUUCGCUCAAGUGCAGCGACGCCUCUACCUCUACCUCCACAAGCCGCACUGCCGCCGCCGCCCCCGCCGCCGCCGCAUCAUCCGACCCAGAUGUUCUUCUCACCCACAUCUGCUUGGCAGCACAAGACUCGAACCUGAGCACUUCACUUACUUGUUCCCGUCUCAGAAGUCUUGCUCAGCGCCAUUUGGUUGUACUAUGCUUCUCUUCCUCUUCCCUACUCUUGCACAUGUCUCCCUGCACUUGAUCCCCCACACGCUUCGGUUUUUCCUUUUCUUCUUUAUGUCACGAGACUGUGAGUCCUCCCAACAUGUACAGUACUUUUUUGUUUCGAGAAGGUCCCCCUCUUGAGGCGAGGUGAGGCGGCUCGACUGAUUUGAGAUGAAAACAUUUUGCAUCCCAU